Messenger RNA from Amaranthus tricolor (Joseph's coat), 486 nucleotides. RefSeq lists its product as uncharacterized. The coding region runs from base 1 to 486 and encodes 161 amino acids. The record is from RefSeq and is a predicted model, not a curated record. NCBI's taxonomy places the organism in Eukaryota, Viridiplantae, Streptophyta, Magnoliopsida, Caryophyllales, Amaranthaceae. The transcript is spliced from 2 exons.
AUGCCCAAAUAUGCAAAGUUUCUCAAAGACCUCCUUUCAAACAAAAGGAAGUUAGAGGAGGAAGUGAUCAACUUCCCUCACCAACUUAGUAAGAUCGUUCAGGAUAAUCUACUAAGGAAAGAAAGAGAUUCAGGGCCAUUCAACCUACCAGUGAAGUUGGGUCAUCUCGAACCAAAGGGGGCUCUUGCGGAUCUUGGGGCUUCUUUCAAUUGCAACAUUAAGGUGCUAUAUGGAGAGUUAGAAGACAUUCCGAUACAAGUUUGGCAUUUGGUGGUGCCAUGUGAUUUCGUUGUUAUGGAUAUGGAAGAGGAUCCCUACACGUCUCUCAUACUUGGAAAAGCAACCCUGAAAACCCUUAAUGCUCUCAUUAACUACAAGGAUGACACCAUCACAGUGGAGGUAGCAAAGGAGGUGAUUGAUAGUGAGGCGGCGUCUUUAGUAAGAGGAUUGAUGCUAAAAUCCCCUCGAGGAGGUCUUGUGGGAUAA